AUGGUUAACCUAAUGACGCAAUCAACAAAUUUUUUUGAUAAUCCAUCUUUUAGUAACUUUUACUUUGAAUCUAAUUUUCCAUUGGUUGAACUGAAUUCUGAAAGAGAAAACAUUAAACCGACAAAGGAAAUGAAAACAGCGGUAGUCAAUGCUUUAAAUGAUAAGAGGCCAUACAAAAAAUUAAUUGAAAUAUUCGAUACAUUUGAGAAAAUAGAUCUUUUCAGUCAACAACUAGAAAUCGAAAAAAAUUAUUCAUCAGAGCUUUUUGAUUUAUGGGAAGAUUAUGUUGAAUUUGAUGAAAAGUACUUGAUGUCAAUAAAUGGGGAAGCUGUUAGAAAACCUGAUAUUGAAAAAUGUUUAAAUAAACAUUUAAAGCAGGAUUUUAAAUUAUUAAGGAUCAUUUACCGGAGUAAAUUACUUCCAUUAUAUGAAAUUUUUGGUGAACCGAUUAGCCGCCAAAUUAAAUCAGUUUUAGGAAUAGACAAUCUUCCGAAAAUUCUUAUGACAGGGAUUGUAACUAAAUCUAAUAAAGAAUCAUUUGACGUGAUUGAUAAAACUAUUGUAAGAAUACGGUCCGGUAAUCAUACUGGUUUUUCGCAAUAA
This is a messenger RNA of Cetraspora pellucida, 603 nucleotides long. NCBI's taxonomy places the organism in Eukaryota, Fungi, Glomeromycota, Glomeromycetes, Diversisporales, Gigasporaceae. The record is from the annotation of a GenBank genome assembly.